AUGAUUAAUAACACAACAUUGAGCUUAUAAAAAAAACGAGAGAUAUUUGCUCUGAAUGUUAAACGUAUUGACAGAGAGACUUUAUUUCAAAAUAAUAGAAAAAAAAUGUUGUAGUAAAACAUUAAUGAAGUUGAAUUGGAUAAAACACUUCAUCUUCUUAAUGGUGCAAUUACAAUUUAUAGUAAAAAGGAUAUUAAAAAUUACUUAAAGUAAAUCUAUGAAUAAAAUCACUUCAAUUAAGAAUAAGAAAUUAAAUUAGUUCAUUUAAUUGAAACACUGUUUAAGUUAAAAGUUGAAGAUGAUACUUCUGCUUUACAUAAUGAAUGUUUAAAUAUUUUAGUAAAAUUAAGUUUGUUUAGCAAUUCAACGUAAGAAUUGUUUAACAUAUUGUAAACACUUUAUAAAUUAAUGGAAAAGUACAACAAUCAUAUUAAUCAAGCACUUUCUUACUAAAUUUUAGAUAAAAUUCUUGCUUUUAUAGGUAUAAAUAUAUAUAUAUAAAAUAAUUAGGUAAUAUUUCAUGUAAUAAUGGAUUUAUUAGUGCAUUUUAAGCAAAUUUAAUUGAUAUUUUAUAAUAUUAGAUAAUUUUUGGGCAAAAAAGAUUGUUAUUUUAAGCAAUAUGGGCAUUGAAUAAUAUUUUAUAUGCAAUUCACAAUGAGACUUCUUUAUUAAAUUAAGUAUUGAUAAAGAUAGGUUAAUCAGAAUUACCUCAAUACUUAAUAUAAUAUGUGAAGAAAAAUGAAAAUAAACUUGAUAAAAAUUAAUUGAUUUAAAUAUAUUGGUUGUAUGCAGAAUUAUCACAAAUAAUUCCAUGUGACAUUGCUUAAUUACAAAUAAAGGAAUCAGAUAGUGAAGAAUUAUAAUUAAUAAGUUUAUUCAUCUAUACUAAUUUAACAGGAUAAUAAAUAAUUCCUACAAAUUGUAAUAUAAAUUAGCUUUUUAAUAUGAUCCCAGUUUCAAAUACUUUAGUUUAAAGAUAACUUUUAGUAAUUAUUUCUAAUUUAGUUCUUUUGACAGAAAUUGAUUAAGAAGCAUUAAAGAAUUUAAUUUUAUUUGCCUUUCCUAUUUGUCCUGUAAUUAAAAUUUUUAUUUUUAGAUAGACACUAUGUUUUUAUUACAUAAUUGUCAAUUCAAAUUCAAUUUGUAAUUAAGUCCAAAUGAAACAAAUACUAUUCUAAGAAUUAUUGAUGAACUUUAAUAGGAUUCUUUAAUAUAAGACUUAGUAAAGCAAUUAAAAUUAAAUAAUUGA
This is a messenger RNA of Paramecium sonneborni, 1249 nucleotides long. NCBI's taxonomy places the organism in Eukaryota, Ciliophora, Oligohymenophorea, Peniculida, Parameciidae. The record is from the annotation of a GenBank genome assembly.